AUGUCUUCAGAUCCUAAGCAAUUCAUGAGGACCUCUGGUCACCAUGACUCUGUCUGGGUCCAUCUCGAACCAUACACAAAUCGCCCUCAGUUUCCGAAAUUGGACCAGGAUUUGGAGACCGAUGUCUGCAUCAUCGGAUCUGGCAUCUCAGGCAUCUCGACCGCGGAGCAGCUUGUGAGACGGGGAGUGAAUGUUGUUAUGCUUGAAGCAAGAGAUAUACUCUCAGGAGAAAGCGGGCGAACAUCCGGUCACCUGUCCUCCGAUCUGGACGACGGCUACAUGGCUAUCAAGAAGCUAUUCGGAGCGGACGGAGCAAAAUACGCUGCAGAAUCACACGACUGGGCUCUCAAGCAUGUCGGUGAAGUUUCAAACGAGCUUGGAAUAGAUUGCGAAUACCGUAUGCUCCCAGCGUAUGACCUCUCCCAGCAUCCCGUCGGCACCAAGGAACACGACGAUGACAUGUCGGAACUAAAGGAAGAGUCUGCACUGCAGAAGGAGCUCGGUCUGGAGUCGAGGUACGACGAGAGUCUCACCGUCAAGGGCUGGACUGGAAAACCAGAUCAAAGAGGCGGAGCAGUCAUUGGUCGUCAGGCAACAUUCCACCCUACCAAAUACUUGGUAGGAGUGCUGAAGUGGCUUAAGGAGCAACCCAACUUCCAGUGUUACACGCAUACACGCGUGACCGAAUGUGCUGAAAGCGGUAUCCAUGUGCCUUUGGUGAACGUCCAUCUGGGUCCCAAGAAUGUGACUGUCUCGACACUGAACGGCCACACCGUCAAAUGCAAUCACGCGGUGCAAGCGACUUGCGUACCUCUGCAGAAACUCAGUAUCAUUGCCGAAAUGGAGUACAACCGCACAUACUGUAUCGCCAUCCGCAUCCCCAAGGGAACUGUCGAAGACUGUCUGAUCUACGACACUGCCGAUCCAUACCACUAUACCCGCAUGACUGCCUGCGACGAGAAGGACGAUUACAUGGUGGUCGGCGGAUGUGAUCACAAAGUGGGCCAGGAAGAUGAGUGGGAUGAGCGCUACAAGGAGCUGGAAACAUGGGUUCGAGAGCGGUUUCCCAAUGCAGGGAGCGUGGACUACAAAUGGUCCGGCCAAAUCUUCGAGCCGGUCGACCACAUGGCGUUCAUUGGCAAGAACGAAGCCAACGAGCGGAUCUACGUCAUCACAGGAGACUCCGGCAACGGGCUCACUCAUGGAGUGCUGGCCGGGAGACUUCUCGCGGACGAGAUCCAGGGCGUCGACAACCCCUGGGCGAAAGUGUACAAUCCUAAACGCAUCUCAACCGUGGCGUCCAAGCUCCCGAGCAUGAUCGAGCACGACGUCCAAGUACAAACGCAGUACAAACGCCUUUUGCAAUCGGACAUCCAGGACGUCGAAGAUCUCGGCAGGGACCAGGGCGGCGUGCUGAACCCGAAAACCUCGCACCCGCAGGCCGUCUACAAGGACAAGGACGGCAAGGUCCACCGCAUGAGUGCGGUGUGUCCUCAUUUGAAGGGCAUCGUGUGCUGGAACAACGACGAGAAGAGCUGGGACUGUCCCGUGCACGGCAGCAGGUUCAGUCCCGAGGGACACCAGCUAAUCGGUCCGGCGAAGGGCGGGUUGCAGCCCUUUGACGACAGUGCGAAGGCGAGACAGGAGAUUGCCACCGAAACCUGA
Messenger RNA from Fonsecaea multimorphosa CBS 102226, 1665 nucleotides. RefSeq lists its product as uncharacterized. The record is from RefSeq and is a predicted model, not a curated record. Gene Ontology annotation, molecular function: oxidoreductase activity; 2 iron, 2 sulfur cluster binding. Bases 1 to 1665 code for a protein of 554 amino acids. Lineage: Eukaryota; Fungi; Ascomycota; Eurotiomycetes; Chaetothyriales; Herpotrichiellaceae. Gene Ontology annotation, cellular component: cytoplasm. The transcript is spliced from 2 exons.